Molecule: messenger RNA, 6132 nt
Organism: Dermochelys coriacea (leatherback sea turtle)
Lineage: Eukaryota; Metazoa; Chordata; Testudines; Dermochelyidae
Gene: MAP2K3
Product: mitogen-activated protein kinase kinase 3
Exons: 10
Coding region: 3506-4444 (312 amino acids)
Biological process (GO): protein phosphorylation; MAPK cascade
Molecular function (GO): MAP kinase kinase activity; ATP binding
Source: RefSeq, a predicted model, not a curated record
UCUGGCUUUAGUGGACGGUGUUGAGAGUUAAAAGGCACCGUGUGGUAGAGUUCUCCUUUUGACCAUUACACAGCUCGGUGGCUAUGCAGAGAGGGCUCUUUAGGCCCAGACGUACACUGCCCGCCUGUCUUCAGCACACAGCCCUGUUUCCCCCUCUACUCUGGGUGUAACCUGCAGGCAUUGUUUCUGGAGCAGAGUCCUCCCCCUUGUGCAACAAAUGUCUUACCUUACCCGCCCUUCCUCACAGCUUAGCUUUGACUCCUAUGUAAACAGUUGAUUUCCUGAAGACCAAAGCAAAACCAGGGGCCAUUCCAGUCUUGUCUUGCAAAGGAAGGGCUGCAGCUGGCUGGGCGGAGUGCUUGCAGCUUCCUCGCACAAUUCUCAGGGCAAGGAACCGAUUGGUCUUUGUUAUGCUGAAUGGGUGUGUGAAUAAAUCUUGGGGGAGUAGCCCAUGAUUACGUAGGAGAGGAAGGAUAAUCUAGCGGAUGGAGCUGUGUGUUGGGCUCAAGAGACUGGGGAUCAGCAUGGGCACGUGCUCCCUGUGUGACCUUGGGCAAGUCACUUAGUCUAUCCUGGAUCUUUCCGUCCCCUGUCUGUUAAAUGGGGCAUCACAAGGAUUACAUCCAUUCACAGUUUUAAGGUGCACUGGUACCAGGGUAUGAUGGCCAUAUAAUAUCUAGAUGGAAAGUAGGAGAGCCCUGGAGUGGGUGAAGACAGUACUCUGCCAUCACCAGCAGCCAUGCAAGUGUCCUACUUCACCAGCUAUGUUCCCCUGUUUAAAUUCUCCUUUGCCUUGUAGUAAGAGCCAUAAUGUAACAAACUUGUUGAUGCAAAGAGCAGAAGGGGGUGUCAGCCCUUUCUGCUCCUCACUGUUUAUAAAGAUGGCUGGAAAGGUGUGUGUUUAAAAAAAGUCUCAACUCUUAGAAAUAUCAGGAAUGUCAAGUCUAGCCUUCAUCUCUUUGAAGGAAGCUCUGUUGAGUGACUCUCAGAUGUGCAGAAAGCUAUCCCAGCCUAGGAUAGAAGGGAUGAGUGGAGUUGAUGCUUUCUUUUAGGUGUUAAUUGCAACAAAGUUAAACAGUCUCAAUUAAAAUCGCUUCCUUGAUUAACCAGCUUUCACUUCGUUGGUAUGAGGGACAUUACAGGAAUUGCUAGACUGGAUCAGAUCAUCUGGUCCAGGAACUUGGAUCCAACAAUAGCUAGUAGCAGUAGUUUCAGAGGAAGGUGCAGGAGGUAGUGGAGGGAUAACCUGCCCCCAAGGAAGUCUGUCCCUAACCCCAAUUAGUUAGAGGUUGGUUUAUGCCCUGAAACCUGUUUGGAUCCUUCUAGAUCUCAGGGUUUUUUAAUCCAUGUUAUUAUAAAAGUGUACUCUUGUUAUCCAUCUCCAAUCUUCUUUUGAUUCCUGACAAUCUUGCUAGUUCUCCAGCUGUCCAGAGUCUCCUAGGGUAGACAAGCAAUUGCAAUCUUGGGUAUCGACAACAAGAUGACUAUUAAUGUUUUUUUGGGGAGGUGAGGGAAGAGUCAACUUUCAGACCUUUCUUCCUAAGAAGUGUAAAUAAGGCAGAAGCCCCUUUUCCCCAUUUGCCUUGAAUAUAUGGGUACACAGAUACACAGAUGAUGAUGCAUUGUUCCCUUAAAACAAGGGACUUCUGUAAGUCUUAAGGCCGGAGAGUCAACAUUUUCUCUCCCACAUCGGUUCACCCAACUAGAAAAAUGAAGGUCCAUGAUCAGUACUGAAUGAAAUUCCUUUCGCAUCCUUGGGUACAUGUCGGUAUAAAGCAGCAGAAAGUGGAAGAUCACUUGGCUAGCUGCGAUGCGCAUGCCCGUUGAUAAGGUUCCCUAAAGGUCUAUUGAUUGAGCUUCUGUAGCAGCACAUUUGCUGCUUGGCUGGAGUCUGAAAAGUUUUCAAAGCAGGAUGGGGCAGGCUUAUAGAGUUCCAUAGUUCCUAGGAUUGCUGGAGGUCAUGCUCGGGUCACAGCUGCACCCAAGGUUGACCUAUGGCUUCCCCGAAUUACCUGUGGAACACAAGAUGGCGCAGGAUAGAGCGGGCCUGGCUUUCAGCUCAGGUUUGCUGCCUAUUCAGCCACUAUAGACACAUCCUUGUACCAGUAAUUCUGAUAUGGAGAAGCGUGUGUGUCGGGGGGGAGAAACCAACAGCGUUAGCUGCCUUCUGCAAUGGCAGUUUGCCAUGGCUGGGCUCUGACUGCCAAGUGGUUGUGGGGGCAUUGGGCUUCAUACAGGUCCUGGGGAGGAAGGCAGCAAGGAACCUGCUUUCCCGUCUUGGCCAUAAUCUCUGACAUGGGGCUGGGAAAAUAUACAGUAUCCCGGCUUCUGUAACAGCCAGCAUAUGUCUUCAUAUGUGUCUCCCCACCUCAAGGCGGCUGCGGAGUUCACCUGAGGUGGCUGGGUGGCGCCAGUGUGUUUAAUUGUUUUCACAUGUUUGAGCAAAGCCACUUAGUGAGAGCAAGGUGCGGAAGCGCUUGGUGGAGGUGCUGAGGCAGGGAAGGGGAUGGUUCACUGAGCCCAGCUUGCUGUCCUGUUUAAAUCACUUUACAAAGGCAGUAACCUAGCAGCGCACGGUGCAGUUGCAGUCUUUAGCGUACACUGUGUAGCAAGUUAUGUGCUGCUCUCCCAGCCACGUCUGCUUGCAGUGGCGUCUGAGUCUCUCAUGUUAAUAUUGUGACAUCGCAGACACACGGUCUAGUUAGUCCUUGUCUAGCGUGGAGUGCUGGCCCAGUCUGUGCUGUCUAAACUGUGAAGAAAUGCUUUAGGUGAAGUGUGUCCCAGCCAGUGCAUGGAAAAGCCCAGUCUAUGCCACCACUUCAUGGAUUGCAGCUAGCACCUAGUGUGACUGGAUUCAUGCUGGGAGAUUGUCAAAUGUGGAUAUGUUUCAAUAACUUUGGACAGAGCCAACUUCACAGGGGUCUGGUAGGAGAAGGCUCUCUGAUGCCCUGAAUUCAGACUUCAUUUCACCCACUGGAUGCUGUUGGCCCUAAGCAGGUCUUCCCUUUGCAUGGUAGCAUCUCCUGUGCAGUGACAAUGGGUACGGAACGGGACUAAACAGGAUGGUGCUGGGUUUCCAGCAUGGUUGGGCAUAUCCAAUGGAAGCUCCACAGUGUUUCUCCUCUUAUUUGGUAGGAAAGUUGUGGUGGGACAAAUGAAAAGUGGGCUACUUAACCUCCUCUGCCCUUGCCCAAGCUAAAUGAAGUUGUUUGUCUGACCUACUUACAGACACAGCGGUAAGUGGGGACGAAACCUGGGACCAAAAUUAUAGGCCUAUCACGUGAGCCAAAGAAGUAACUUCACUAGCUGUGCAUCGGCAGCAGGCUGUUAUAGUACUGUGGGCCACGUCUAGCAGGAGUCAUGAAUGAACUGAACCAGUGUGUUACGGUCCCAUCAAAGUGAAUGUCUGGGGUGGACGCUUCAGGUCAAAGCUUGGUUCUGUGGUUGGUGUCUAUUUUCGUGUGUGGCAGCAGGGGGAGGGAUUGUCGCUCCUCCGCUCUUAGUCAUGUUUCGUCCAUCUCUUAUCGGUGCUGGUGUAGACGGUGAUGUGUCCUCUCUCCUACAGAACUUUGAAGUGGAGGCUGAUGACUUGGUGACCAUUUCGGAGCUGGGCCGUGGGGCCUAUGGAGUGGUGGAGAAAGUACGGCACGCGCAGAGUGGCACCAUCAUGGCUGUCAAGAGAAUCCGAGCGACUGUGAACACUCAAGAGCAGAAGAGGUUACUGAUGGACUUGGACAUCUCCAUGAGGACAGUAGACUGCUUCUAUACAGUCACCUUCUAUGGAGCCCUCUUCCGAGAGGGCGAUGUGUGGAUCUGCAUGGAGCUGAUGGACACCUCUCUGGAUAAAUUCUAUAAGAAGGUGCUGGAAAAGAAGAAGACGAUCCCUGAGGAUAUCCUCGGGAAGAUCGCUGUGUCUAUUGUGCGAGCACUGGAGCAUUUGCACAGUAAACUGUCAGUGAUUCACAGAGAUGUGAAGCCUUCCAACGUUCUCAUUAAUAAGGAGGGCCACGUGAAAAUGUGUGACUUUGGAAUCAGUGGCUACUUGGUGGACUCCGUUGCUAAGACCAUGGAUGCUGGCUGUAAACCCUACAUGGCUCCCGAGAGAAUAAACCCGGAACUGAACCAGAAGGGCUACAACGUGAAGUCCGAUGUGUGGAGUCUUGGAAUCACAAUGAUUGAGAUGGCCAUUCUCCGCUUCCCCUACGAGUCCUGGGGCACCCCCUUCCAGCAACUCAAGCAAGUAGUAGAGGAGCCUUCGCCCCAGCUUCCUGCUGAUCGCUUCUCAAAGGAGUUUGUGGACUUCACAGCACAGUGCUUAAGGAAGAACCCUGCAGAACGAAUGAACUAUUUAGAACUUAUGGAACAUCCUUUCUUCACCUUGCACAACAACAAAGAGACUGACAUGGUCUCCUUUGUGACAGAGAUCCUCGGGGAAGAUGCCUAACUCACCAGCCUCACUGCCACGUACAGUCACUUCAACCCAACGCCCUGGCUUCCCUGCACAAGAGAGGAGGCAGACUCAUGUUCACAGUGGUUUGCACAAAUUGCAUCUCCCCAGCCUGUGUGCGUCUCCAAGCCAGCCGGGCGCGGGGGCACUCUGGUUUUUAUCACCUGUACGCUGAAAGUUACACAGGAAGGACCUUGUGGAAAUGGACACACACAGUAGUCAGUGCCGUUACUGACUAAACCAUGGGAUGGAGGGGGCUCGGGAGAUGACCUGCUGGUGCCAGACAUAACUCCUCAGUUGUGUCAGGGGAACCAGACUCCUGUGUAUCUGAGCUGAGGAAUCUGCUAUUCCUGAGGAUGGGGCGGGGGGAGUGUGAAAGUGCCCUCCCCCAAUACCAUUCUGGUGUGGCAGUGAAGAGUCCAGAGAGUAUUUGCACUCGCUCCCUCCAUUGUGCAGCAGAGUCGAGAGAUUCUUCUGGCACUCUCUAAUCUCCUGUACCUGCCUCUCCGGGGGUUGGGGGGUGUCUCUUCCUGAGCCACCAGGGGCCUGAGGGUGCACAGGCUGCCUCUAUCAGAGUUCAGUCUUCUUCUUCUGCCUUCCCUCAAGCCCUGCCCUCCCCACCCGGUACCCUGGCUGCGGGGAUCCCACAGGGCUGUGUUCAGAAAGGGGUCUGUGGAAAUCUGUGCACAACUGCAGUGUGCUGCUUGUGGAAGAGGUGGCGGGGGGUGUCAUGGCUCCAGGAUCAGAGUCGGGGGGUGUCAUGGCUCCACGGCUGAGGUGCCCCUCCCUUCCCAGAGCCCUCUUGAGGCAAACCCACAAACAGGUCAGGCAGGUCUCCCGAGACUGUUACAGUAGAACCCCCUGUUCCCCCUCAAAAGCCUGUUCAAACAGUCCCAGCUUGUUCUAAGCUCCUGAACCCACGCUCCCUGGGCAGCUGCGUUCCCGCCUCGGAUCAGUGACCCACUUCCCCACUCACACCGGCCAGUGGACCCCUGGCCAAACAGACAUAGGCCCAUGAUAUUUGGGGAGAGGAUUCCAUGUGCAGCCCUUCCCUGCCUCUUCCCCCCCCCCCAUAGACUGGGCUGGGAUUGGCUAGGCAGUUAGGCGGCCAACUCCCAUUGGUAGUCAGUGAGUUAGGUGCCGAAAUCUCACCCUCAGUGAUGUUUCAGAUGUUCAGAGGCUAUGACUUGCCCCCCUUCCCCUCUGCCCCCUGGGGCUGGGCCCUCCCACCUGGAGCUCAAGAACUGACCCAGCACUGUGACUCUUGUUCAUUUCUGAGGUUGCUUUAAUACCUAUUCGGUCCCGUGUUAACCAAAAAAACCAAAAACAAAACCACCUUUGUAAAGCCAAUGAUGUGUCGAGGUGGUGGUGGUAAUUGUACAUUUGAUGUGUAUAUAUAAUGGACUUUGUAACUCAUUUCCUAGUUUUAAUUGAACUAGCUAUAAAUUAAACCCUUUCCUUGUGGGAGGAGGGGGCCUCCCCCUUCCUUAACAAAUCCACUGUGAAAACUAGAUGAUGGGUCCCCCCUCCCGCAGCCAUAGAGGCCUUUGAAUGGGCCAGGGAACGGAGGAGUUAUCUGACUUCUGCUGUAUGUGAUCACAGAAUGCACAUGCCAUAUGUGGAUGAUGUUUUUAAAAUGGAAUGAGUUUUCUGAUUUUUUUCCUUUCUAAUACGUGUGUGUGUGU